CACACACACACACACACACACACACACACACACACAGUGAUGUCAAUGGUGUGUUUGUGUCUACAAUGUGUUUUUCUUAAGGUAUGAGGAGAGCUGGUUUAUUCUCCAUAGAAGGACUAAAGACUGUGCUCAGGCUGCUGAGACAGUAGAUGGGGACAUAGUGAUGCUCUCAGCACACUGGGAGAGGAGAAGAGCAGCUCUGACACAGCUGCAGGAACAGCUGCAGAGCGUGCCGGCCUUCAUCAGUGAACUGGAUGCCAUUACUGCUAACAUCGCUCAUUUGGAAGGCGACUUUGAGGAGAUGGAGAGCAGGCUGGUCUACCUGGAGACUCUGUGCUGUCAGUGUGAGCAGCAGACCUCCAAACAGCAUCACAUCAACCAACUGGAAGUCUACAAGAAAAAGAAGAGGAGGGAGUUGGAGGCACUGGAAGUGGAGCUGAAUUCUGAGCAUGCUCAGAAGGUGGCCGAGCUGGAGCAGGCCACGCAGCAGAAACUGAGAGAACGACAGAAAGUCUACGAAGAAGCCUUUAACCAAGACGUGGAGCAGUACCUGUCCACCGGACACCUGCAGCACAGAGAGCCAAGAGCAGCUGAUGAGGGUGUUCUGGAUCAGAUGACACUCAGUAACAUCUCAGACCUGGAGGCUUUGGAUGACUUCCUCAACUCCACUGCUGAUGACAUCAGUACAGGAUCAUCGCUGACCUCAGGUCCAGACCUCGAGUCCUGCUCCUCUGAAUCUUACAGAAGCCAAACAAUCCCAGCCCCUCCCACACAUAACCAACCGUCCAACCAGGACGCAGUGUGGGAGCCUGAAGAUGAAGUGGCCAGUGAGGAGAGCGAUGAGCCUCUGGUGCAGUCGGACGAAGAGGACGUUCAGCCAGAUGUGAUACUGGUCGGCACCGUGAGGGGCUCUGAUGACAGUGACAAUGCAGGGGACAUGCCCUCUGGGUAACUUAGCAACAAGAAGGCCCUUGAAACUCCGUGAAUGCUGGGUAAACACUGCGACACACCCCUCUGGACAGCCGUCACACAGCUGCAAUCUCCAGCCAACACAGGUCCACAUUUCAGUGCUGCUUUCCUCUGAAGGCUGAGGGCAGCAAACUGACACCAAAACACUGGAAGUGCCUCUUGGGCUGAGCUGUCAGCUGUCAGUCAGUAAUGCAAACUUGGACAUUCACCUAAAUGAAAUUGAUUACAAAAGAGAGACAAAUCAAAGCUAAAUAGA
This is a messenger RNA of Etheostoma spectabile (orangethroat darter), 1225 nucleotides long. RefSeq names its product dysbindin-A. Gene Ontology annotation, cellular component: plasma membrane; synaptic vesicle membrane; cytoplasm. Bases 164 to 952 code for a protein of 262 amino acids. Gene Ontology annotation, biological process: neuron projection development; regulation of synaptic vesicle exocytosis; negative regulation of protein kinase activity. The record is from RefSeq and is a predicted model, not a curated record. NCBI's taxonomy places the organism in Eukaryota, Metazoa, Chordata, Actinopteri, Perciformes, Percidae. The transcript has 7 exons.